Serinus canaria (Common canary) is the source of this 2261-nucleotide messenger RNA. RefSeq names its product N-acylsphingosine amidohydrolase 1 (gene ASAH1). Gene Ontology annotation, molecular function: N-acylsphingosine amidohydrolase activity; fatty acid amide hydrolase activity. Lineage: Eukaryota; Metazoa; Chordata; Aves; Passeriformes; Fringillidae. The record is from RefSeq and is a predicted model, not a curated record. Bases 16 to 1410 code for a protein of 464 amino acids. The transcript has 14 exons. Gene Ontology annotation, biological process: fatty acid metabolic process. Gene Ontology annotation, cellular component: lysosome.
UCUGGAUCCGCGCGAAUGGAUGCGCGGCAGCGCCUCGCUGCCCCCGCGGGCUCCCGAGGCCGGGCAGGGCUCCUGCGGCGAGCGGCGGGAGGGGCUGUGCCGCGGCGGUGCUGUACGAGCCCCUGCUCGCUCCUGCGCUCGGUUCCGUGCGUGUCUGUAAUUCAUGUCAGUGUCGCCCUGUUCCACCGCAGCGGCGAUCUCCAGCGGGAAAGUUCGGUGGGGCUUGCUGGAGAAGCGCACGGCUGUGAAUCUGCUGAGUGUGUGUGCUGUGGCUCGCCCGAGGGGAGGAGCGUAGAGCAGUAUGGAGAAGAGUGUAGGAGUAAAAUGUACCCUCCUUCAGGACCAACGUUCAAAGGUAAUAUACCCACAUAUGUCAUAAAUCUCGAUCUACCUCCCAGCAGAAGGUGGGAUGACUUGAUGCGUGACAAAAAGACAGAGCUGAAGACUGUGGUCCAGAAUAUUAAAGAUAUAGCAAAUACCUUCUUCCCCAGUGGAAAAGUUGUUGACAUAGUGGAUAACAAAAUAGCUCAUCUGACUGCUACACUUCCUUAUCCUUUCAAUGAAGAGCUCCAAGGGAUUGCCAAUUCAUCUGGGAUUCCUUUGGGGGAAAUCGUUAUUUUUAACAUCUUUUAUGAAAUUUUUACUGUAUGUACAUCAAUAGUGGCAGAAGAUAAAACAGGGAAACUUUACCAUGCCAGAAACUUGGAUUUUGGACUCUUCCUAGGGUGGGAUGUUAAAAAUAAUUCCUGGACGUUAACUCGGGAACUGAAGCCUUUAGUGGUACUCUUGGACUUUCAGAGAAACAACAAAACAGUGUUCAAGUCCACAAAUUUUGCAGGAUACAUAGGCAUGGUGUCUGGAGUCAAACCAAACUUGUUCACUCUGACAAUGAAUGAGCGUUUCAGUCUUGAUGGUGGUUAUGUGGGAAUCUUUGAAUGGUUUCUUGGUAGAAGAGAUGGUAUGUGGAUGGGCUUUCUCACAAGAACUGUAUUAGAGAAUGCUACAAGUUACCAGGAUGCAAAAGACAGACUGGCAAAAACAAGACUGCUGGCUCCAGCUUACUUUAUUCUGGGUGGAAAAAAUUCUGGAGAAGGGUGUGUGAUAACUCGAUCCAGGACAGCUGCUCUGGAUAUCUGGGACCUUGAUAUCAAGAAGGGUACAUGGUAUGUGUUAGAAACCAACUACGAUCGCUGGAAGCCUCCUCUGGUGCUGGAUAAUCGUAGAGGACCUGCAAUGAAAUGCCUGAACCAGACAACACAAGAGAAUCUCUCCCUACCUGCAAUUUAUGAUGUUCUCUCCACAAAGCCUGUGCUCAAUAAGCUGACCGUGUGCACCACGCUGAUGGAGGUGUAUGAUGGCCAUACAGAGACUUACCUGCGGGAGUGCCCAGAUCCCUGCAGUCCUUGGUAGCCCUGCACCUCUCCGUGCUGGAAGCUGCUUGGCCCAGUUGGCAGUCCUCCACGAGAAGAUGUUUCUGGAAAGAGAUUACUCAGUCUGACUCCUUUCUUCAGAAAUCUAAUGGCUCUAUAGAAAUGGCAAAGUGCUUCUAACAGUGAAGGGACCCUGCCUCAGAGCAGACUUUCUUGCUUUGCAACCAGCAGUUCUGCUGACAAGAAAUGUAUCCUCAUGAGUGUCUGGUGUGAUUUCAGCCGUUUCUGCCAAAUGAGUUCAGCAGUUAGUUCUAGAUCUCUUCAGUCUUGGCAGUAUUCUUGGUGUGUUGUUGGUGGGGGGUUUGUUAAUUGUUGGGGUUUUGGUUUGGUUUAUUUAGAUUAAAAUCCUUUUAAAGAACACAAAUUAUAAUGGCACCUACCAAGCAUCAAAAUUAAUUGGGUAUAAGAAGACCAUCUGGGACAAUACAAUUCUGUUAUUCUUUCAUAAGCACUUAAAAUUAAUUGCUAUUCUUCUGGUAUAAUGUGAGGAUAUGUCUGAUAUGCCCUUUUAUAAUAUACCAAGUGUCAUGUAUAGUCAUAGGAACAAGGUCUUGGGGAAAUAUCUGAAACAAGAUCUGAGCCAAGAAUGUCUUGCUACUGAUUUAUAACUCUUUUGCUGAAGCUCUUUCUUGGCCUGUUAACAAAUGUGGUUUUUUAAUACAGAUUCUUCUGUUGUCUCAAAAAAACCCCCAAAAACCUAAUUCAAUAAAGAAAAGAUAAUUCCUGUCACCAAAGUACACAUGUACUGAUUUCAUACUUCAGUCUGAGACAUCAUGCAUGUUGGAUACCACAAUGCUUUCAUUUCCAAAUAGACUGUGUCUGAAAAACUGA